Molecule: messenger RNA, 819 nt
Organism: Schistosoma mattheei
Lineage: Eukaryota; Metazoa; Platyhelminthes; Trematoda; Strigeidida; Schistosomatidae
Source: the annotation of a GenBank genome assembly
AUGCUGACUACCAGUGACACAUUUACAAAUAUGAAGACUGGUAAGCCUGAAUACUCAAGAGGGUGGCAAUAUACAGCAACCAAUCUUUUGGGCGAUAAAAGAGAGAGCAUGUGCAAGAAUGUUUUACUUCAGCGAUCAAUUCUAGGACGCAGUAAUACACAUUGCCUAAAAGUCCCUCCCCCACCAUUCACUUACGGAAUAAAAAAUGUAAAAACCAGUGGUGUCUCAGAUGCCCUUCACUGGAUUGAUGAUACCACAAUACGUCAGAAGUCUAAUGACCAUAUAUAUCUAACUCGGGACUUCGUGGCACUAAACUGUGAUAGUGUAAGGCAGGGAGUGACAACAAGCAAGGAAAUGACUCACUUUAGGGCGUUACACGAUAGAUUGAGAUCGAAGCAAGCGAAACGCAGAUCAAGAACGGAGUCACCAAAACUACAUUUGGAUGUCACUCAUGGUAUGCCUAACAAAGCCUCUACGCCAAUUCAAGAAAUCCUUUCAAACAAAUAUCAAAAAGACUGGAUUGACGCACAGAUGAAGAAACCAGACAAACUAGAAGCAAAAUUAGUUGGACUAACGAGCAUGUCCAGAAGAGUUAACCAUCCUGACACAGAUGCGAUGGUUAAAAGAAAUUGCAUGAGGAAAAAGAAAGAAGAGAGCUUCUGGAAGUUGAAGAGGUUUGAACAAAAUGCUGUCGGGCGGAUAAACACAUUUAGAAACGAAGAAUGUAGAAGACUUGCAUUUGAAAAAGAUAAAAGCAGUAAGAUAUCACGAAUCGGAUUACAUGGUCAUGGAAUCCAACGUACAGGAGAAUGUGCAUAA